AUGCCUUACCCAAACACUGAUACAUCGUUCCAGCAGUUGAUGUGCAGUGGUUUGAACUCUCUAAUAUGUGAUGAGCUUAGAUACAACAGACGCAAAUUAGCAGGAGAACAUGCUGCUUACUUACAACAAUUAACUGAUGAACAGAGGGUAGUCUACAAGUCAAUAAUGGAAGCUAUGAAUAGUGGGAGAGAUGGAGUUUUUUUCCUGUAUGGAUACGGUAGUACUAGAAAGACUUUUGUUUGGAAGACACUUGCUUCUGCAGUUAGGUCCAAAGGACAAAUUGCUUUGGCAGUUGCAUCAAGUGGUAUCGCAUCGUUAUUACUACCAGGUGGAAGGACAGCACACUCCCGUUUUGCUAUCCCACUAAACUUGGAUGAGUUCUCCACGUGCAACAUCAAACAGGGUAGUACUUUGGCUGAGUUGAUAACAAAGGCUAAGAUUAUUAUAUGGGAUGAAGCUCCUAUGGUAAACAGACUCUGUAUUGAGGCACUUGAUAGAACAAUGCGUGACAUACUGAGGUUCAAGAAUACAAACAGUGAGAACCAACUGUUUGGCGGGAAGACGGUUGUCUUUGGAGGAGACAUUAGACAGAUUUUACCCGUCAUACCGAAAGGCAGCAGGCAAGAUAUUGUUAAUGCAACAAUUAAUUCAUCAUAA
Messenger RNA from Arachis duranensis, 657 nucleotides. RefSeq lists its product as uncharacterized. The coding region runs from base 1 to 657 and encodes 218 amino acids. Gene Ontology annotation, molecular function: DNA helicase activity. NCBI's taxonomy places the organism in Eukaryota, Viridiplantae, Streptophyta, Magnoliopsida, Fabales, Fabaceae. The record is from RefSeq and is a predicted model, not a curated record. The transcript has a single exon. Gene Ontology annotation, biological process: telomere maintenance; DNA repair.